AUCUUUGCAGCGCAGACUGAGAGCCUAGCUAGACUAGCCUGCCAGGUCUACCAAACAUGUCUGGGAAAAAAGUGUUUGUUGUUGGUGUUGGAAUGACAAAGUUUGAGCGUCCCCACCAGCGUAAAUGGGAUUAUCCUGAAAUGGGGGAGCUUGCUGCCACUGACGCUCUCAAGGACGCAGGAAUACCAUAUGAUAAAGUGGAAGCAGUCGUUGCUAGCUAUUGCUAUGGCGAUCCAACUUGUGGUCAAAAGGCGGUGUAUGGUCUCGGUCUGACUGGAGUGCCAGUGUUCAAUGUGAAUAAUAACUGCUCGUCAGGUUCCACUGCUCUAAUGAUGGCUCGUAUUCUCAUUCAGGCAGGGCACGGCUGCACUCUCGCUGUAGGGUUUGAGAAGAUGAAUAGUGGUCUCUCUGAGAACUUCCCAGAUCGUGUGUCUCCCCUCCAGCAACAUGUGGAAGGGCUCAAAAUUCUUGGAGUGGAGCCAGGCCCUCUCAACCCUCACGUCAACGCUGUCACCUCCGAUGUCGUCAAAAUGUUUGCCUAUGCUGCAAAGGACCAUUGCCAUAAAUAUGGUACCAAGCAAGAACAUUUCGCUAAGAUUGCCAGCAAAAAUAGGACCCAGGGAACCCAAAAUCCCAGGGCAGCCACCCAGAAAUCCAUUACUCCGGAGGAAGUGCUCUCUAAGCGGAUCGUCUGUGGUCCUAUCACCAUAGCGAUGACCGCCCCAACUGGGGAUGGAGGAGCAGCUGCUGUCUUGUGCAGCGAAGAGUUUGUCAGGAAGCACCACUUAGAGGACAAGGCUGUGGAGAUACUAGCGCAGCAUAUGUGUACGGACCUGCCUGACUCAUUUGGUCAGUCCUUCCUCGGAUUGUGUGGCUACUCCAUGAGCAAGAGAGCAGCGGAGCAGUGUUACCGUGACGCCCACAUGUCUGCCAGUGACGUUGACUUGUUUGAAGUACACGACUGCUUUGCUCCAAAUGAGCUGUUCCAGUAUGAGGCACUUGGGCUGUGUCCUGAGGGCAAAGGUGGAGAUUUGGUUGAUUCUGGACAUUGGAUACACAACAGAAAUGGCGGCAGGCUGUACAAACUUGGGCAGAGGUGGGUGGUCAAUGCUAGUGGUGGACUGGAGUCGAAAGGUCAUCCCAUUGGAGCUACAGGCCUUGGUCAAUGUGCUGAGAUCUGUUGGCAGUUACGUGGACUUGCCGAGAAGCGACAAGUAGAUGGAGCCAGAGUGGGAAUGCAACAAAACUUUGGCAUCGGAGGGGCAGCUGUGGUCACAAUCUACAAGAAACCAGAGUGGCACAGAGCUAAACUAUAAACAUGCAGUAUAGGAUCCCACUCUCAUGUCAUUCAUGAGACCAUUUGUUUUUUUACACAAUGCAUCUAGUGUUGUAAAAUUGCCUGAAACUUUUAGCUAUACGCAUCGAUCGUUGCACUGUUGGUUGUGAAUUGUUUUGAAAGAACAAGUUAUUAGAAGAGUACAAAAAGAA
Halichondria panicea is the source of this 1488-nucleotide messenger RNA. RefSeq names its product sterol carrier protein 2-like. The record is from RefSeq and is a predicted model, not a curated record. NCBI's taxonomy places the organism in Eukaryota, Metazoa, Porifera, Demospongiae, Suberitida, Halichondriidae. The transcript has 14 exons. Gene Ontology annotation, molecular function: acyltransferase activity, transferring groups other than amino-acyl groups. Bases 57 to 1316 code for a protein of 419 amino acids.